Oryzias melastigma (Indian medaka) is the source of this 3710-nucleotide messenger RNA. RefSeq names its product nibrin (gene nbn). Bases 144 to 2567 code for a protein of 807 amino acids. Gene Ontology annotation, molecular function: protein binding; damaged DNA binding. The transcript is spliced from 17 exons. Gene Ontology annotation, biological process: telomere maintenance; mitotic G2 DNA damage checkpoint signaling; double-strand break repair via homologous recombination. Lineage: Eukaryota; Metazoa; Chordata; Actinopteri; Beloniformes; Adrianichthyidae. The record is from RefSeq and is a predicted model, not a curated record. Gene Ontology annotation, cellular component: nucleus; Mre11 complex.
GCACAUUUGUGACGUCAUGCUGGCGCGUCUGUGUUGAAGGCGCGCUAUGUGUGUGCUGUGAUGUCUGCAUUCCUCGAAGUUCUUGCUUCUUUGCUGGAUAUCUCUUUGUUACAAUAAAAGAAAAAGUAUUUGAAGCUUUGAAAAUGUGGAUAUUGAGCCCCCUGCAGAAUGGAGGUGAAACCCACUAUCUGCUCUGCGGUAGAGAAUAUGUGGUGGGCCGCAAGAACUGUGACAUCCUUCUUCCGAGUGACCAGUCCAUCAGCAGAGCUCACGCUCACCUGACUGCGACUGACCAGACCCUCACUCUUACAGACUCCUCCAAGUACGGCACGUUUGUCAGGGACGAGCGUGUGACAUCACCCGUGACCCUAAUGUCGGGGGACGAAGUCACAUUUGGGGUUUUUCAUAGCAAAUUCAGAGUGAUCGAGCAGAAGCUUGUGGUGUGCUCAUCAUGCUUGGACAAUGACGGGAAGGCUUCUCUAACUCGGGCGCUGGGGGGUUUAGGUGGGAGGUUGGUGAACUCGUGGAGUCUGGACUGCACCCACCUGGCCAUGCCCACAGUUAAAGUGACCAUCAAGACCAUCUCAGCUUUGCUGUGCUGCUGUCCCAUCGUGAAGCCAGAGUUCUUCUCAGAGCUCUACAACGCAGUGCAGCAAAAACGUCCACCUCCUAAACCUGAGAGCUUCACUCCUGAGAUCGACGAGCCCGUCUUGAGUGACGCAAAAGUUAAUCUUGGAGCGGUCUCAGCUCGUAAAGAGCUGUUCAAUGGAAAGACCUUCAUUUUCCUUAGUGCCAAGCAGCUGAAGCGCCUAAGUGGAGCGGUGAGGUUUGGCGGUGGAAGCAGCCAGCUGCUGGAGGAGGGAGCGCUGCCAUACAACCUGCUGCAGUCUAAAAACACCUGCGUGGUCGACGUUCUGACAGCCAGCUCCCAAAGUUUACUACCAGCUUCCAUCACAGAGUGGGCAAACUCUGUAAAGGAUGUCCUUGCAAGGAAAGGUCUUCGAGUCAUCCCAGAGUCAGAAAUUGGUUUGGCUGCUAUCUAUGCUUCCUGUGAUCAGUACUGUAACCCAUCCUGUCCAGUACCAGACUCAGAUUCUGCACCAAAAGUGACUCCCAGAAUUCCGAGUGCUUCGCUGUCACAGAGUGUAACUGUGGAUGAGACCGUUCUCCCUGCAGCGUCUCAGAACAUCACAGCUUACGCUGUCAACACAGAACCCUCACAAAGGAAAGAGGUUUGUGAAAUUACUGGAGUGGGAGUGGCAGUGGAAGAAACUCAGGAGAAAAAAGAAGUCCAGAACAGCAGAUACUUCUCUAAAUCCAAGCUUUCAGCUCACACAGCAAUCCCUCAGUUUGUUGUUCCUGAAACAAUGCCCUCAACUUUCAACAACACUGACUCUUUAAAGAAGAAUCGCCACUCCAAGGCGAAAGGUGAAGACCAUGCAGAUGUCAGACCUCAGCCGUCUGCAUCCAGGACCAGUGCUGGUACACGGUCCGUCCUCCAUAAACAAUCCCCUCAGAAGCCAAAAACCUCUCCGCAGACGUCCCCACAGAAACAGAUGACACUGACCAACUUCUUUCAGUCUGUCAACAAAAAAAGAUCUUUGGAGGACGAGCCCUCGGCUGUAACGUCAGAGCCAAAGCGGGCUGCAACAGAAACAUCCACCGCCGAGCAGGCCCAGAACGCCUCACUACCACUCAGAGCCCCCAAAGCUCUGCCCCAGACUCCAGCUCUGUUGGACGUUCACUCAAAGAAACCGCAGAGCAGAAAGAGGAAGGAGUUGGAGAUCGAGCUGGAAGAGCUGGAGUCCAUUAUGUCUGAAGACAUGGAUUUGUUUGAUGGUGAGAUUUCAACCAGUCAAGACCAGCAAGAGGAGCCAAAAGCCAAAACUUCUGCAAAACAGAAAGAAAAUCUGCAGGAUGGGAAUCCUUCAAGCAAGCGUCAGCGGAUCCACCUAGAAAAAAACGGAAUGAACUCACCAGACAUCUACAGUGAACAGAACAAUGUCUCCAAAACAUCAAAGCUUCUUCAGCUACCAGACUUCCCGAGCGAACAUCAGGAGUCGGAGAAACCUCCUGAAACAUCUCAAUCCAGCACAACAGAAGAAAUGAAGCAGUUGGAAGAGGGGGAAGGAUCGUUCGUUGAGGACGCCGAAUUACUGGAAAUCGAUAUUUGCCAGCCUGAAAAGGAAACUCCAGCUAAAAAACCUGUCGCUAUCAAGCAGGAGGUGGAAGAAUCUAAAAUCGAUGAGGACCUUCCUAAGAAGCUGCUUCUGGUGGAGUUCAGAUCUCUGAUGGUAUCAACAUCCCCGAAAAUCAAACCCAAACCCACGCAGCAGAACAGCCAUGCCAAGAACUUCAAAUGUUUCCGCAAGAGGCAGACUCCAGGUGUUGGCAGCACCCCCAUCAUCGGAGGAUCCGAUUUGUUGGUUCAUAACCGGGGCAAGAACACUGAUCUGGAUGAAUGGCUGAGAGAUGCAGUGGAGGAGGAGCAUCAGAACCAGCAGGAUGAAUGGAUGGGAGAUGACUUGUUCAGGUACAACCCUACCAAGCUGAGCAGGAGAAGAUGAUGGCCUUCGUCCUGAAACACUUUCGUCCUAAACGUCACUGCGAGUGUUUCUGAAAAUGCACCUUAAAAAUAUAUCUUUUCUUUUCAGAAGUAUGGUGAAUUUAGCUUGAAAUGAUGUCACUGACAGCUUGAAAUGUAACAAAUCAGUCUCACGUUUAGAUGUUUUUUUUUGCUGAAGUCUUUAUUUAUCGUUAAUAAAAAAUAGACCAUACAAAAACAGUAAAAACUCCCAGCUCCACAUUCUUCUUAGAGACUCACAGUAUGUUCCCUGGUUUCAGCAGAACUACGGAUUUGAGAGGGAUUCAAGUUUUUUCCUAAAUAUUUUUUCUCUUAAGCGACCAUCAGUGAGCCAACUUUCAGGCACUUUUCCACAUCUGAGCAGUUCACAUUACUAGUUGCCACUCAUCUAGCGGCCUUUUUGAAGGCUUCUCCAUCGUAUUCACAUGUUUAGGAGUUAGCAUUCAGCAAGGUCUGUGCAGUAAGCAAAGUUGGCUUUAUUCUUUAUGGGCUGCAGAAUCAAACUGACCGUUUUCAAAUUUACCACUAAAUCAGAUCAAUACUCAACUAACAGCAUGACAAAAUCAAAUAAAACUUCAUUUUAUCUAAGCGGUAUUUCACAGCUGUUUCUUGUAUUUCUACUUUUAAGUAUAGCAACAAAAAAUAUAUAUUUUUUAAUAAAAUCCACCAUUUCCCUUGUAGCUCUUUGACAUCCUCUGCUCAUAGCAGCUGUGGUAGGCUCAUGCCUACAUGCAUACAUUUGAUAUUUAUAUCCAAACAAUAUUCAGUACAGAGUGGGGAGAAAAAAGUCAAAUUAUGCUUAAUCCAAAGUUAACUAUCAACUAAAUAAAUGACAAAACUCAAAAACAUACAGCUCUCAAAUAUUUGGUUAGUGGAAUACUAAUAGGACUGCACAGCAUAUAUACUUUUUGUGAUGCAGUAUCCCAAGCACAGGCAUGUAUUUUGGCAAAAAAAAACAAACAAAGCAUAAGAUGUAUGUGAGCAACACAUCCUUUACAUGUAUGGCAAAUAUAGUGUUCAAAUCCCUGCUUAAGGAAGUAGAAUGAGGAAGAAAUAGAGAAUGAAGUCACCUGUGAAUGUUUGGCUCCUGUUUGUCCUGAAGAAAAAUAAAGUUGUAUUCCUAUAA